Molecule: messenger RNA, 923 nt
Organism: Tinamus guttatus (white-throated tinamou)
Lineage: Eukaryota; Metazoa; Chordata; Aves; Tinamiformes; Tinamidae
Source: RefSeq, a predicted model, not a curated record
CUGUCCCACAAUGGAUGGGGGCGAUGGGACUGCUGACCUUGUGAUCAACAAGCGGUUUGUGUCUGAAGCGGAGCUAGAGGAGCGGCGGAAGAGGAGGCAGGAGGAAUGGGAAAAGGUCCGAAAACCUGAAGAUCCAGUAGAAUGCCCAGAGGAGGCAUAUGACCCACGUUCGCUGUACGAAAGACUUCAGGAGCAGAGAGAAAAGAAACAGCAAGAGUUUGAGGAGCAAUUUAAAUUCAAAAAUAUGGUAAGAGGCUUAGAUGAAGAUGAAACACAUUUCCUUGAUGAGGUUUCUCGGCAGCAAGAGCUAAUAGAAAAGCAACGAAGAGAAGAGGAGCUGAAAGAACUGAAUGAAUACAGAAGCACUCUCGCCAAAGUGGGAGUCAGUGCGGACUCAAAGAAGGAAACUGAGAAGAAAUUGCCCAUGAAGUCAGUGGAAAACAAGAACAAAUUCUCUCAGGCAAAGCUGUUGGCAGGAGCUGUGAAACACAGAAGUUCGGAUGGUGGUAACAGCGUGAAGAGGCUGAAACUAGACACUGACCACGAUGAGAAGAGUCAAGAGAAACCAUCGGCUGUUGCCCUGGGGAGCAGCUCGGUGGGAGGCUCCACGAUGCACUGUCCCUCGGCAGCCGUGUGCAUAGGGAUCCUGCCCGGCCUGGGCGCCUACUCGGGAAGCAGCGAUUCCGAGUCCAGCUCGGAUAGCGAAGGCACUAUCAACUCCACCGGAAAGAUCGUCUCCUCUGUCUUUCGCAGCAACAGUUUCUUCGAUGGUCCAUAACAAAAUCCCUCCAUGUGUAAUGUAGUGCAGAGUUUCCAGCGCCCUGGUGGGUGCUUGAUGCAUCCUUCUGCCCCAAAUGUAAUUUUCCUAGCUAACAUUACAAUUUAAACCUUGCUACCCUCAGAUUGUUCUAAAAUGACCCACU